Suillus clintonianus is the source of this 2844-nucleotide messenger RNA. RefSeq lists its product as uncharacterized. The transcript has 5 exons. Bases 1 to 2844 code for a protein of 947 amino acids. NCBI's taxonomy places the organism in Eukaryota, Fungi, Basidiomycota, Agaricomycetes, Boletales, Suillaceae. The record is from RefSeq and is a predicted model, not a curated record.
AUGCUUCAAUGUCCUUCGUGCCGCAAAGGCGGAUUCCAUACUCACGAAGCCGUUGCUCGCCACAUGAGCCAGCCCAGAUCAGGAUGCAGCACCUGGAUCGAAGACACCAUCCGCAUGAGAACGUGUCUUCCAGAAGAUGAUCCCAUCAAUGUCGAUCAAGAUGCCGAGUCCUCCACUCACAAUGACUAUCACGAAUCCACCUCCCACUACGAUGAUGCUGGAGAAUAUUUAGAUCAUACUGCUGGGGAAGGACAUGCCUCCAGUGGCGAAUUCAUUGAUGUAUUCCCAGGUUCAGCAGAAGUAUACGAAGGCGGAUACACAUUUCUCGGCUUGUUCGACGAGGAUAAAAACAGCGUGUAUCGCGUGAACAACCCGUACUAUCCCUUUAGUGGACGGAAAGACUGGGAAGUCGCGUCUUGGCUGCUGCGUUCAGGCUUGAGCAUGGGGAAAAUUGACUCCUUCUUGUCGCUAGAUAUGAUCAAGGCCCUUCCCUUGUCAUUCUGCUCCGCGAAGGAAUUGCGAGGCCGAGCAGAACAAUUGCCGAGCGGUCCGCGAUGGAUGUCCAAAGUUAUAGAAACGUCUCAUCCUACAAAAUCCCCUGUGAUUCUGUACUGGCGGGAUCCUGUAGAGUGCAUUGCCAGCAUUCUGAACGACCCUUCCUUUCGAGAUCAUUUCAAUUUCACUCCUCAAAAGAUUUACUCUACUGCGGAGCGGACAUGUCGCAUAUACUCAGAAUGGACGACGGGUGACGAUGCAUGGAACAUGCAGUCGAUGUUGCCUAGUGGUGGUACACUCCUUGGAACUAUAUUGUCUUCCGAUAAGACGAACAUUUCUGCUCUGACCGGUGAUAGAGUCGCCCACCCUCUCCUGAUUAGUCUUGCAAAUAUAUCCAUGAAGACUCGUGCAAAAAUGUCAUCUGACUCCUUUCUCCUUACCGCCCUCCUUCCGGUCCCAAAGUAUAUCCACAAGAAGAAACGCAUGCGAGGCGUACUAGAGGACCGUCUCAUGCAUGAGUGUCUAGACAUCGUUCUUGAACCGCUCAAGCAAGCUGCUCGUGUUGGAGUCAUGAUGUCAGAUCCUUCCACAACUCUCGCACAGCUCAAAGUCGUUCAUACGCGGGCUGACCCCCUUGAUCUUGAAGCAUUUUUCCGCGAAGCACAGAAAUUCCGGUUGAAUGGUGUGGCUACGCCAUUCUGGCGUGAUUGGAUUCUAGCUGAACCAUCACAUUUUCUCACUCCAGAAAUGCUUCACCACAUCCACCGGCAGUUUUACGAUCACGACGCGAGAUGGCUCAUCAAUGCUGUUGGGGAAUCUGAGAUUGAUUUCCGUUUCUCCAUCCUACCUCACAUCACUGGAUUCCGACAUUUCCAUGAAGGCAUAUCGAAGUUAAAGCAGGUCACUGGCCGGUGUCAAUGUGACAUCCAACGCGGUAUCAUUGCAGUCAGCGCUGACGCUGCACCUUCAGCUGUCCUUACUGCCAUACGCGCUCUUAUGGAUUUCCGGUACCUUGUCCAAGCUAGCCGCAUCGACAGCGAUGGUCUUGAGCGUAUUUCUGCUGCGCUAGCUGAAUUCCAUGCCAACAAAGAUGCCAUCAUCGCUGCUGGUAUUCGACGUGGGAAGGGUAAAAAAGUCAUUACCAAUUGGCAUAUCCCCAAACUCGAGUUCAUGCAGAGCAUCGUCCCAAGUAUCUGCAAUACUGGCGUCCCCAUGCAGUGGACUGCAGAUGCAACAGAACAUGCUCACAUCACUGCCGUCAAAGAUCCAGCACGGUCCAGCAACAACAACAAUUAUAAUCCACAAAUCUGCCGUCAUCUUGAUCAUGAGGAGAAGUGUCGUCGCUUCGAUCUUGCCACAAGUCUACUCGAUCCCGACAAACUAAAUCCGGUCUUCGAGGGAUUUGAUGAGGGUGAUAAUGAGGGCGAGGAUGAUGAAGAAGAUAUACCAGCAGACUUGUUAUCCGUGGUUCCUUUCCCUGGUCGCUCUCGGCCAAUCACAAAUUAUUUUGUGGUUGCGAAGCGUUUACACCACAAGGAUGUUGGCUCCAUCCCUCUACCAUUACGCACGUUCACUGCUGGACGGACCGCAUUCCAUCUUGCGUACUGUCCAUCAAUCAGGACUAUCACCAUUGACGAUGCGGCUUUGAAAUUUGGUCUCCCAGACUUACGUCCCGCCCUCACUGAUUUUCUCUCCCGCGAGGCUACUCACGGGCAACAUUACGUCCAUUCGAUAGGUGGGGGGCGAAGGGCUGGACCUCACGCGCAACUUCCAUUUGAAAAUUUGCAAGUGUGGUUCAAAGUGCGCUUGCAGAACACCGACUUCCAUGAAAUCAGCGACAUACAACCUGCGCAAACACUCAACUGUGUUCCUCCUGGUGAUACUUGGCCUUGCGGGCGUUUUGAUUCAGUUGUUGCCAACACUGAAGCAGGUUUCUCAUGGCCUACCAGUGGCCUCCAAGGUGCGUUCUCACGUGUUGUUCGCUUGACGUAUUUUUCAACAUAUUCAGGUCAUAGCGUUAUUCAAAUGAGACCCAUUAUGCGGCCUAUGGGAGGGGGUGCAUGCCAGUGGCGUGAUCACUUCCUUGUUUAUGCUAGUCGCUUUGACGUUGUCCCAGUCCUCGACUUGGCUACACAGUUACACAUCCUCAAGAGGGCUAAGAGAUCUAAUGGAACUCGCCUUGGCGACGUAAUACCUUUGUCCCAGAUCAGGGCUCCUGUGAGCCUUGUCCCUCGGUUUGGCAUUGCAGCAGAUAACCGUCUCACCGCUCACAACAGUAUGGAGCACUGCUUGGAGUUUUGGUUAAACAAGUACUGGAACAAACAAUUAUUUUUCUCCUUAACUACAUAA